AUGAGUAGUAGGGGCAUGCUAACUAUAACAUAUGCACUAGAUGAACAAAUUCAAGAUUGGAAGGGGAAAAGUGGCGAAAUUGAUCAAGAAAUGAUUUUAGAUUGUUCUCCUACUAGUUCAAGCUCUUCUACUAGUCCAAAUUCUCCAACUAAUCCUACUAGUCUACUACCAUAUAAAAAACAUCCAUCAUAUGUUGCUUCAUCCACUGAUAAAAAUAAGAAGCCAAAUUCUGUACAAUUUAUUGAUGAUAACAAUACAACAAAUACAGCAAAUUCACCAAUAGCUAGUAGAAGUCCAUCACGAACUAAUACUCCUUUAUCAUAUGUUGCUUCAUUAACUGACAAAAAUAAGAAGCCAAAUUCUAUACAAUUUAUUGAUGAUAACAAUACAAUGAAUACAACAAAUUCACCAAUAGUUAGUAGAAGUUCAUCACAACUUGAUACUCCUUUGUCAUAUAUUAGCUCAUUAACUAAUAAAAAUAAGAGACCAAAUAUUAUGCAAUUUAAUGAUGUUGAUUCAAGUCAAAGUCCAUCAUCACCUGUUGAUAUAAAUGGUGAUUCUGAAAUUGAUAGUCAAUUUAGUGAAACAUAUAGUAGUAGUACUGCCAAUGAUAAGAAAAAACCUAAACUUGAUCCUAACAGUAAAAUAAUUGUUUGUGGACAACCUGGUAUGAUAAAUGUAGUUGAGAAAUUGUUAAAAAAUCUAGGUUUUACUGAGGAUGAUUUUAUAUUGAUAGCAUAG
Molecule: messenger RNA, 741 nt
Organism: Entrophospora sp. SA101
Lineage: Eukaryota; Fungi; Glomeromycota; Glomeromycetes; Entrophosporales; Entrophosporaceae
Source: the annotation of a GenBank genome assembly